AACUAAAUUCAGCCCCUCCCUUUCCUGAACACAACCAAGUCACAGCUGUAGCUGAAUCAGGCAAGGCUAUUGACAUCAUCUCUGAUUUUCCUCUUCGUUCUUCUGCUUCAGACAAUAAAGCAUUCCAUAUUUUGGGGACUGGACAGUAAUAAUGUCCGAAACGGAGAGUAGCGGUGACGAAUGCGUGCUGAAGUGCAAGAAACCGGCGUUCGUUCUCUACCGAAACCGCGAGGAGUGGAAGGACGUGGUGCCGAUUCCGCAAGCCGAUGUGCCUAACGCCGUUGUCGCAAUUAAUUAUUCAGAGAAAUUCAAAGAUGUCUACGACUAUUUGAGAGCCGUUCUAGCCAAACAAGAAAAAUCCGAACGAGUACUUAAGCUGACUGAAGAUGCACUGAACUUAAAUCCAGCUAACUACUCGGUCUGGCAAUACAGGCGUGUGAUUUUAAGAUGUCUGAAAAUUGAUCUGCGUAGAGAGCUGGUAUUCAGCGCCAAAAUGAUCCACCAGCAUCCAAAGAAUUAUCAAGUCUGGUACCAUAGGAAAGCCAUUGUGGAGAUGCUGGGCGACCCAUCGGCAGAACUCGAGCUCACCAAAAAUGAUCUCGAAUACGACAGCAAAAACUACCACGCCUGGCAGCACAGACAAUGGGUCGUCCAGACCUUUGGGAUGUUUGAUGGUGAGAUGGUGCUGUGUGACACGAUGAUUGAAGCGGACAUCAGAAACAACUCUGCCUGGAACCACAGGUUUUUUGUAAUAAGCAACACUACCCGCUUCACGCCCCAAGUGGUCGCUGCGCAGGUCGACUACACCCUUCAGCAAAUCAGCAAGGCGAUCCACAACGAGAGCGCAUGGAAUUUCUUGAGAGGCAUUCUCUGUCAAACCAAAGAUGGCAUAUCUGGAAACAUCAAAGUGAACACAUUCUGUGAAAAUCUGAUUGCGUCCAAAAACAUCUCACCACAGUUGCUAGCUUUUCUUGUCGACAUCAACAUGGCGCUUGCAAAGGAAGACCAGAAGGCUCGGGAAAAAGUGAAAGAACUGUGUAUGCAACUGGCCACAGACGUAGACACCAUAAGACACAACUAUUGGAAUUAUUUGGCCCAGACAGUCUGAAAUUGAUGCUGCAAUAGCUGAAAUUUGUGCCAGGACAAGAAUGGUCCGUUGCUCUCAGCCACUCAUCUUGCUUUUAUUCAAUCUUUUCGUAAUUUAAUUUCUACUUAUUGGGCAAAUUUUUUAUAGAUGGUUGACACAGUUGUUAAUAUUAUCAAAUCAUACGAACCACAAUUUGAGUUUUAUGAAUCAAAAAAUUUAAUUAUAUGGAAUGAUUUAUUUGUCUAAAAGCAAUUAAACUCAUUUUCACGGCCAAUCAUAAGUUUUAAUUUCCUUAAAAACACUGCUGGUAUUAUCUCAUAGUCAUUUGGCUGUAACAUUUAAAUUGUGGUUGUGCUUAAAAUGACACAGCUUCGGCUCAUAUUCUUAAACUUAUGAACCAUGCAAUGUGAGAAUCUGAACGAAGUUUGGUGAUCGAGUGCGGCUGUUUUGUGCCUACAUUUGACUAUAUUGCAUUUCAAUGACGAGUCCAUAUGGAAGAAUUGCAUUCUGUAGCCUGACUCGCUACUUGCUUCAUCACACCUUUCAAGCAUAUGGGAAUGAAUGUCCUGCGACAAACGUCUAGCGUUUCAAUAAAAGACCUCAAAGCGGGUGCAGAAACACAA
This is a messenger RNA of Cloeon dipterum, 1710 nucleotides long. It is a transcript of the gene Fnta, whose product is annotated as farnesyl transferase alpha. Gene Ontology annotation, biological process: protein geranylgeranylation; protein farnesylation. Bases 152 to 1108 code for a protein of 318 amino acids. NCBI's taxonomy places the organism in Eukaryota, Metazoa, Arthropoda, Insecta, Ephemeroptera, Baetidae. The transcript has 7 exons. Gene Ontology annotation, molecular function: CAAX-protein geranylgeranyltransferase activity; protein farnesyltransferase activity. Gene Ontology annotation, cellular component: CAAX-protein geranylgeranyltransferase complex; cytoplasm; protein farnesyltransferase complex. The record is from RefSeq and is a predicted model, not a curated record.